This is a messenger RNA of Ostreobium quekettii, 3300 nucleotides long. NCBI's taxonomy places the organism in Eukaryota, Viridiplantae, Chlorophyta, Ulvophyceae, Bryopsidales, Ostreobiaceae. The record is from the annotation of a GenBank genome assembly.
AUGGGGUCCCGUGACUUGAGCACUGUGGCGGGCAGGGCGGUCGGCUGCUGGCUGUGCCUGGCCGUGGUGCUGCUGGCCUGCGGGGGCGCGGGGGGGCAGAAGGCCGGGAGGGCGGAGGGCGGCGGGGAGUGCUUCGCCCUCGUGGAGUAUGUGGCGCUCAUCGGGGACGUGCGGACGGCCAACCUGUCGGACUUCUUCAGGGGGGAGCUGAGAGUGCAGGAGAUCGACGCCGAGGAGGAGAUCGUGAAUGGGUCAAUAAAGUUGGCGUGGACUUUCUCAGCUGGCGAGACACUCAAAGGGCGGUCCAGCAUCAAUGCAGACCGCACGAAAUUUGGGUAUUCUUCUGAAACCGUUGACGAACAGAGGAUUACAUUGUGGUGGAACGACUCUGCAGGCUUUUCUGAUGGAUCGUUAUCUACGGUACGAUUCAGUGGAGAGAAGGGGAACAGCGCACCGGCUGAUGCAGGCUUCACAAACUACACGUUGGCAGCCCCAAAUAACGUGGCGCUCAAUGAUUACCAAUGUGUUCCCAUUGAACACGAAGAUGAGCUCGUAGCAAUAUCGAAAGAAGAAGUGAAUCGAGGCGACCUUGUCUUACUCUAUAUGCCGUUGGAGUUCACAAACUUCAGGUCGUCCGAUGGUUUUGGGAUACCUUCCACCACAUUUGCAUUCAGGAUUAUCAAUGUGGGAUCAAGGGUCAUCGACCUGAAGCAUGUGCGUUUGGAAUACUGGUUCCAUGGGGAUGACAGAUCUUUGGUAACAAAUGCAAAGGAGAUGCCCUUCAAGGGCGACUGUCGGGCUUCUACAGCAAAUUGCUCACUGACGGUGACAAAAAUACGGCCUGGGCAACGAGGUGUUCAAGGGGCCCAAUUCAAAAUGGAGAUCUCCUUCCUGGAAGGUGCAGGAAUUCUCCCCACAAACGAAAGCUCGCUAUCAACAGAACAGAACGUGUCCACGGCGCCACCGCUCCUUGAGGCCAUUGUCAACAUCACGUCCACCAAGCUCUUCGGCCAGAUGAAUUCAACAAGGGACUUCUCAUACCUGGAGACCGAAAUUGACGACAACAAGUCACUUCUGGCCGAUAUUCCUGACUUGGUGAACCGUGUCUACGCUAAGAAUAAACGCAUGCCAGUGUAUGUGAAAGGAAAGCGUGUGUGGGGAAGCUCACCCGAAGCUGGAGAGGAAAAGGUCGAGGCUGAUGGCCUGGAAUGUGAGGUUGUCAAUGUUAACACAGCACGAUGCGGGUUGCGCAAACAGUAUUGUUGUAAGACCGAGCUCAAAGUUGCCCCUCCGCCGCCUCCGGUUGGGAUCCUGAACGGCACUCUUCCAGGGACAUCCGAAGGCAGUUCAACAGAUUCCCCAAUUGUUCCGUUGAUAGGGGGCGUUGUUGGAGGCCUUGUGGGGCUCGUGGCCAUAGCUUGUUGUUGGAGGAGCAAGAAGCGUCGGCAACGCCAGAAGUUGCACAUUGCUAAUUUGGAGAAGAUGGCACGGGAGCAGGAGCCCUACAAGCAGAUCAAGCAUUCAGCACGGCCCGAAUCCCCAGCACUCAGCGAGGACAAUCUCGACAUCGACGGUCUUGAUGAAGAGCUGGGAAUAGAUAUGAGAGAAGGAGAGUCAGAGCCUCUCAUCGCUGCCAAGUACCACACUGUCCCUUCCAUAUCAGGGGCUGACUCCAGUUUCCUCAUGGAGAUGAAGGAAAGGAGGGAGUCCACAGACGUCGAAGCCAGGGACAUCAAGUCCUGGAAUGGGUACAUGCACUGGCAGUGGGAAGGUUUCGAGAUGUCCUUUGCGACAGAAUGCCAGCAAGUCCGCCGGACCACCACGGGGGCAGCCAAUAUGGGCCCUCAGGGGGUCCUCACACAGAACUUUCAAAACCUGUCAGCAGUGAACUUUGAUGUUGACUACAAGACGGAGAUCGAACCCUUUCUGGGAGAGAAGCUUGGGGAGGGUGGCUUCGGAAAGGUGUUCCAGGCAACGUGGAGGCACGUGAAGGUGGCUGUAAAGGUGAUGAAGAUCGACAAUGAUUCCAUGCAGCAGACACUGGAGGAUGAAAUCAAACUGACCAGCAGGUUCCACCACCCAAAUAUCGUUAAGGUGUUGGCAGCCUGCUUCAGGGACAAAGAGAACAUUUGCCUCAUCAUGGAGCUUGUGGAGAAUGGCAGCCUGUCACAGCGCAUCCACAAUCGCAAUAAGAGAAAACUGGAGUACAUGGAAGUCCUGAAGCUUGGGCAUGACAUUGCCCAGGCGCUGGCUUACUUGCAUCCUACAGUCAUCCACCGCGACCUCAAGCCUCAAAAUGUCCUGUUGGACUUGAAAGGGAGAGCCAAGAUCGCUGAUUUCGGCAUAUCCAAAUUCAAGGAUCCACACAAGAGCUACCUCUCAGUCACGCAGACAGGAGGCACACCCAACUACAUGGCACCAGAACUCUUCAAUGGGACCCGCGUGGAUGAGAGGUGUGACAUAUUCUCGCUGGGCUGCAUCUUGUACGAAGCCGUCACUCGAAAAGUGCCAUUCUCGGACCUGCCUCACGACAAUUUCGCUCCACCGCUCUUCCAGAUAAUCAAGACGGUCGCGAUUGACAAGAAGCGCCCCAAGAUUCCGGAGUACUGCCCGCACAAGCUUGCAACGUUGAUUCGUGUGUGCUGGAGUGACAACCCCAAGAAGAGACCGAGUGCUGCCAAAGUGAAGGAAAUCAUCGAGGGUAUGAUGAAGGAGGAGAUGCAGCACCGAAAGGGUGACGCACUGAAGGAGCGACAAGCCAGCGGGGAUGCGGCGAGCAACUCGGGCAACAGUACAGGCCCGUCGCCCCAGCCGGACUCCCAGGUCAGCCGCCGACCCAGCUUCUUCUCAGGCUGGAUGCGCGGCUCCCAGGGCCGAUCCCCUACUUCGGACAUCCCCGACUCCCCGGCCAACGCCAUCCCCCGGCCGCCCCGCCGCCCCGCCGAUCCCCAGCCGCCGCCGGGCUGGCACGACGACGCGGCUCCCCGGGGGCGCAGCAUCCAGAUCAGCGACGACACGGUGGGCAUGACCGGCGUGCCGCCGAGCCAGGACCGCGGCGUCUCCGUCUCCGGCUCGUCGCUCGACGACUCGUCGCUGCUGGAUGGAAGGCAGUGGCGCGGGGCGUCGGAGAACAGCCAGUCGUCCGCGGACACGCCCGGCCGCGACCGGGUUCCGUCGGUAGGCAUGCAGCUGCCGGGAGUGCUGCCCUAUGCGGGGCACAAGGGGAGGGCGGGGCGGUCGCACAGGAACAGGAACUUCAUCCUGCCCGUGACCGAUGCGCAUGUAAAUGGGCGCUACUGA